AUGGCAAAUACGACCAUCAAUAAAAAGGCCCACUAUCCCCUUCCCUUUUUUCCCUCUAGACAACACCCCCAUCACUACUCAUGCACUUCCACCACCUCGUCCUCGUCCUCGCUACCCUCGUCUCCCUCGCUUGCGCCCUCCCUGCUGGCCAAGUCGAUGAUCUAGCGGCUAGAGCAAGCUACCAGAACUCACCGGGGUGGAAGCGAGCGAGCUACCAAGACUCCCCGGAGUGGAAACGCGCCAGUGCCCAACACUCACCAGAAUGGAAGCGAGCAAGCUAUCAGGACUCGCCGGAGUGGAAACGCGCCAGUGCCCAACACUCGCCAGAGUGGUGGCGAGAUGGCGCAUGAAAGGGCGUCUCUCCUCCCUUCCUCUUCCUCUUCUCGGCUCCUUCCUUCUUGCCUGGUACGGGGUCUCGUGUGUGGGUUGUGUGAUGUAUUGUCCUAUUGCAUCGCAGCGAUAGCAGUUUCCUCGUCGUCUGCCAUUCUUUUUAUUCCAUCCUGGCUCCCAUGCAAACUUGCAGAGUUCCUUACAUUAGAUGGUGUCGUUAGUCCUAGUCCUACUCCCCGUCCUUAGUCGUCCCGCGCCCCAGCCCAGCUCAGGCCUCAGCGGACGUGUGCCCCAGCAGCACUUGUCACACUUGUCAUCUCUUCACCUCUUUCUUACCUCCUUGCCACCACUCAUCAUCUCCUUCUCGCGGAAUUGGGUCCCUUUUCUUACUUUUUACUUUUACUUUACUUUGGGAGAGGUUCAUGGACAUUGGGGAGGGAAGGGGGGCUGUAGGAUUAUGUCCAGGGUGUUGUUGUACCAUUAAAAAAAUUCAAAUUAAAAGGAGAUGUGAGAUGAGAAACUUGUCAAUAAAAUCCACACUGACUUUCUUACUGUCC
Serpula lacrymans var. lacrymans S7.9 is the source of this 887-nucleotide messenger RNA. RefSeq lists its product as uncharacterized. The transcript has 3 exons. Lineage: Eukaryota; Fungi; Basidiomycota; Agaricomycetes; Boletales; Serpulaceae. The record is from RefSeq and is a predicted model, not a curated record. Bases 81 to 350 code for a protein of 89 amino acids.